CAAUUUCUGCACUCCCAUUCAAGUCUGCUAGUCAGCAAAACAAGUCAGCAGAGAGAAGCUGGGAUCUCUAGCAAAAUCUCUAUAUAUAGCAAGUAGCUCUGUAGGGUGUCUGCACCCAGGCACUGUAAUAAGCAAUCGACCUGUUAACUUUCAAUGAUGGAGAGUGCUACAAUCUGUCAAGCAAUAGAUCAAACCUAAGAGGCACUUGCUUUAUUACUUUGCUCUACCUGCCUAAGAAAAAAGGUCAAUUUAGCCUGAUUGGAAGGAGCAAGAAAACUUAAUGCUUUUUCAUCUUUAGCUGCUUUAUUUCUUGUUCACUUGGGAUUGUGGAGUGGUUGGCCUUUGGACUUCCAACUGCCAAGCGGAGCAGACAAACACACUCAUGGUAGAUGCUAAAGGAAAGAACAUGAAAUGUCUGACUUUCUUCUUGAUGCUUCCAGAGUCUGUGAAGAUAAGAUCCAAGAAAGGUCCUAAAAAGGGGAGCCCUACAAACUCGAAACUUCCUCCUGUCUGUUAUGAAAUAAUCACCUUGAAAACUAAGAAGAAGAAGAAGAUGGCUGCUGAUAUUUUUCCCACUAAAAAAACUGUUAAUGCUACCUCUGUCCAGCAAUACCAGCAGCAGAAUCUGAACAACAACAAUACUAUUCAAUCGACUAACUGGCAGGGACUUUAUCCCACCAUCAGAGAAAGAAACUCUGUGAUGUUUAACAAUGAAUUGAUGGCAGACGUUCAUUUUGUGGUGGGUCCUGCUGGUGCAACACAGCGGGUGCCAGGACACAAAUAUGUGUUGGCAGUUGGGAGCUCAGUAUUUCAUGCUAUGUUCUAUGGAGAGCUUGCAGAAGACCAGGAUGAAAUUCGAAUCCCAGACGUUGAACCAGCUGCUUUUCUUGCAAUGCUUAAGUACAUAUAUUGUGAUGAAAUUGACCUUGGUGCCGACACAGUUUUAGCCACUCUGUAUGCUGCUAAGAAGUACAUUGUUCCCCAUCUUGCUCGAGCCUGUGUCAAUUUCCUUGAAACCAGCCUGAGUGCCAAGAAUGCCUGUGUGCUACUGUCCCAGAGCUGCCUUUUUGAGGAACCAGACUUAACUCAACGAUGUUGGGAAGUGAUCGAUGCUCAAGCUGAGCUGGCAUUGAAAUCUGAAGGUUUUUGUGACAUUGAUUUUCAGACGCUGGAGAGUAUUCUUCGCAGAGAAACUCUCAACGCCAAAGAGAUUGUUGUAUUUGAGUCUGCUCUCAGUUGGGCUGAGGCAGAGUGCCAGAGGCAAGAUUUGACUGUCAGUAUUGACAACAAGAGGAAGGUCUUGGGAAAAGCAGUUUACUUAAUACGCAUCCCUACCAUGGCGCUGGAUGACUUUGCUAAUGGUGCUGCUCAGUCUGGAGUACUAACCCUCAGUGAAACCAAUGACAUCUUCCUUUGGUACACAGCAGCUAAUAAACCAGAACUGCAGUUUGUAUGCAAGCCCCGGAAGGGCUUGGUCCCUCAGCGAUGCCAUCGCUUCCAGUCAUGUGCAUAUAGAAGCAACCAGUGGCGUUACCGGGGUCGAUGUGACAGCAUCCAGUUUGCAGUGGACAAACGGGUUUUUAUUGCGGGCUUUGGUCUUUAUGGCUCCAGCUGUGGCUCUACAGAGUAUAGUGCAAAGAUUGAGCUCAAAAGACAAGGUGUCAUUCUUGGUCAGAACCUGAGCAAGUACUUUUCUGAUGGCUCUAGCAACACUUUCCCUGUCUGGUUUGAAUAUCCAGUGCAGAUCGAGCCCGAUACUUUUUAUACUGCUAGUGUAGUUCUUGAUGGAAAUGAACUUAGCUAUUUUGGACAGGAAGGAAUGACAGAAGUACAGUGUGGUAAAGUGACUUUCCAGUUUCAGUGUUCAUCUGACAGCACUAAUGGGACAGGGGUACAAGGUGGGCAGAUCCCAGAACUUAUUUUCUAUGCUUAAAUCUUGUCUAGGCUACCCCAGAACGCUUUUAUCUAAAGACUUUGAGUUCUGUUUUUCACAUAAUUGCAUAUCAUGUAAUGCUAACUUUGUCAGUGCUUUAUUUUAACAGUUAUCAUUUUUUUUCCUUUCAUUCUAUUAUUUUUUUUUAACAUUAUACUUUCUACUUGCAGUAAUUUAAUUUUCUUCAAUUGCAUGCUUUGGAAAUUCAUGGGGUUUUCUGAAGAAAGUUGAUGCUGUGCAUCGUUAAUGAAAAUGGUUGAACAAAAUAAAAAGUUAGUAGUACUAUAAAGGGUCUGAUGCUGCCCUUAGUUACGUAAUGUCUGCAAGCAAAGUGGAUUUCUGUACUAAAAGGUGCAACUUCAGCAUUUAAAUGCAAGUUGGUCAUUUAUUCUCCGCUUCGUGUUACAAAAUAAGAGCCUCAGGGGCAGUUUCAUACUUGCUAUAAAAACCAUAUUUUGUUUUUACAUAAAUUGUAUGCUGCAUUUACGUGUAAUGUUAUAUUUUUUUAACUAAAGUACAAAAGGAGAUUUGACAGCACUGAAUGAGGUCACCAACUUAAGAUAAAGGUUUAAAGGCAUGUUGUAGAUAUUUAUUUAUAUUGCCAACAGUACUGGACAACUUGUAGCAGAUUUUCUUUUUGCUCACUGAGAACCAUGCACCAGAAGUAUAACAAAGCAAAGCACCUUUUUUAUUAUGGUUUUAAUUUACUGUAAACUACUUGUAUUAUAUAACUAAGUGUGAAUACAUUAUAGAUGAACAACUAAGCAAGAGAGCAGAGUCAAUUUAAGGAACUAUAUGACAGUUUUAAAUCUCUUCAAUUUACACCCAAGACAGGAUUUUUUUUUUUUUUUCUUUUUUGUUAAAUGAGUUGUGGACAACAUUACCUUUUGCUCUCCACCCAGGCCUCCUUCCAAAUUUUAACAAAACUGUAUAUUCAUAGACUUUAAAGAAGUUUCCCUCUCUGUCGGGAUCAGUUAACAGCAGUAAGUGGAGCCAUUUGUGCCCAUUUCUGUAGUGUUACUGGAACUGAAAAAAGUGGCAGUUUUUUUUUCCCCUCUGUAAAUCUUUUUUUUUUUUUUUUUUUUUUAAGGAUUGCCUUUUCGUUUUGGAAAUCAAGUUAAAAGAUUCAAUAAUAAAAAGAUAUUUGCUUAAAGUGUAUUUGAUCUGCAGAUACAGAGGCUAGUUCUUUGGACCGUUCCACAUGCCAGUAAUAAAACUCUUUCACACUUUAGUGUAUUGCUGGUUUUGUUUUCUUUUAGUUUUAUGAAUUGUUCUGUGUUUACCUGUCAAUUUGAUCAUAAGCAUUAGAAGUUUAGUUAAAAUGUAUUUUAACACACUCUGCACUAAUUUUGCUUUUGCAUUUACUCAAAUGUAAGGUGAGAUGGCAACUGACUUCUUUGGCUCAGCCUCCACUGAUAGAAAACAUGUCUAUUUUGCUUAUUAAAGUACCUCACGGUGAAUGUUUCUGUACUGUACGUUUUGAUGUGACAGUGCUGAUAGACACAUGAAUGUGUAUGAUAGCAUCAGAUACAAGUUACUCCGUUUUAUGUAAAAAGUGGUGGUAAUAUUUUUAUGUUGAGCAUUGCUCUCUGAAUAAAGGAAAUAUGCACAA
This is a messenger RNA of Polypterus senegalus (gray bichir), 3545 nucleotides long. It is a transcript of the gene btbd3b, whose product is annotated as BTB (POZ) domain containing 3b. Lineage: Eukaryota; Metazoa; Chordata; Cladistia; Polypteriformes; Polypteridae. Gene Ontology annotation, biological process: neurogenesis; cerebral cortex development; dendrite morphogenesis. The coding region runs from base 383 to 1933 and encodes 516 amino acids. The transcript has 4 exons. Gene Ontology annotation, cellular component: cytosol. Gene Ontology annotation, molecular function: protein binding. The record is from RefSeq and is a predicted model, not a curated record.